Messenger RNA from Arabidopsis arenosa, 3237 nucleotides. The record is from the annotation of a GenBank genome assembly. Lineage: Eukaryota; Viridiplantae; Streptophyta; Magnoliopsida; Brassicales; Brassicaceae.
AAAUCACAUUCGAUUAAAUUCGAGUCUGAUUGACCAGUAAGACCACGAAAAAAGAAGAAGAAAAAAAAAAUGGGACGAGGCUUGAGAAAAAGAUUGGGAGGAGAAGCGAUAGCUUCAGAAGAUACAGAUACUUUCAGCAUUUUUGGCCCCUUCCAUCUUACAUCUAUUGACUGGACCAAUCCGUACCAUCGAACUUCAGUGGCAUCAAGUUUGGUAAAUGGAGUGUACACAUUGGAAGCGGACAGGCUUGAGGAACGGGUAGGUUCUGAAGCAUUAGCCAAGCCCUGGUGGGAAUUUUUCCACUUCACUUUACUCGAAACCUUGAUGGACGAUGACAACUCCAUAUAUGGUGCCAUUUUCGAAUACGAGCUAUACAACGUUUACGAAAAUACCCCUAAUGUGAAAGUUCCACGCUAUGUGAUUGCCUUCCGUGGCACGGUUUUAAAGGGAAAAACUUGGAAGUUUGAUUUGAAACUUGACCUCAAAUGCAUCUUCAACACCCUCCAUCAAGGUGGCAGGUCUAUGUACGCCCUAAACGCAGUCCGCCGUAUGGUGGACAACCACAACCAUUCAACUAUCUGGCUUGCUGGACACUCUUUGGGAGCUGCCCUAGUGUUGUUGGCUGGAAAGACCAUGACAAGGGUUGGAUUCCUCCUCGAAAGUUACAUAUUCAACCCACCCAUCUCGUCUAUUCCUCUAGAGCAGCUACCCGGUGGCGAUAUAAUUAAAGGUGUGUUUCAAAUCGCCAAGAGUGUCGUCAAAGCCACCGUAGCCAUGGCCUUAACCGAUCUACAGGUUCCAAAAGAAGAUCCAAAGACAGCAUCAUGGAUACCUUAUUUAUAUGUGAAUCCAGCAGAUCCAAUUUGUGCAGGAUACAUCGAUUACUUCAGACACAAAACCUUCAUGUCUGAGAUCGGAGCAAGCAACAUCGAGAGAACCGGUGCUAGAAAGUCAGUUAGGAGUCUAUUGGUGGGAAGAAGAGGAAAAACACUAUCGUCGGAUUUGUCAUCGGAACCUCUUCACCUUCUUCCAUCAGCGGAUAUGACUGUAAACAAGAACAAACCGACUAAGUCUACGACAGCUCAUGGACUUCACCAAUGGUCUGAUAAGGAAGAAGAAGAAGAGGAAGAAGGAGCAAUGGCCUCAGAUAGAGAUGCUUUCAGCGUUUCUGGCCCCUUCCAUCUUACCUCUAUUGAUUGGAACAAUUCAUACCAUCGAACUUCAGUGGCAUCAUGUUUGGUAAAUGGAGUGUACUUAUUGGAAGGGGACAGGCUUAAGAAAAGGGUAGGUCGUCCCGAUUCACGAGCCACGGCUUGGUGGGAAUUUUUCCACUUCACUUUACUCGAAACCUUGAUCGACGACGACUGCACCAUAUAUGGCGCCAUUUUCGAAUACAACCACUACAACCUUUACAAAAAUACCCCUAAUUUGAAAUUACCUCCACAUUAUGUGAUUGCCUUCCGCGGCACGGUUCUAAAGGGAGAAACAUGGAUGCCUGAUGUGAAACUUGACAUUCGAUGCAUCUUAGAUAACCUCCAUCGAGGCGGCCGGACUAUCCACGCUAUACAAGCUAUCCGCGCUAUGAUUGACAAACAUAGUGAAUCAGCUAUCUGGCUUGCUGGACACUCUUUGGGAGCCGCCCUAGUGUUGCUGGCCGGGAAGACCAUGAAAAUUUCUGGAUUCCUCCUCGAGAGUUACAUAUUCAACCCACCCAUCAUAACUGUUCCUCUAGAGCAGUUACCUGGCGGCGUUCUACUUAAAGGUGCGUUUCGAAUCGCCGAGAGUCUCGUCAAAGCUACUGCAGCUACUGUAGAUAUGACCUUAACCAAUAAACGGGUUCCAGAAGAUUCUAAAACAGCAUCGUGGAUACCUUAUAUAUAUGUGAAUCCAGCAGAUCCAAUUUGUGCAGGAUACAUCGAUUACUUCAGACACAAAACCUUCAUGUCUAAGAUUGGAGCGAGUAAAAUCGAGAAAACCGGUUCUAGACACUCAUUUAGAACUCAAUGGAAACGAGGAAUAGGAACAUCAUCAUCACCACUGCCCAAUUUGUCAAUGGAACCUCUUCACCUUCUUCAAUCAGCAGAUAUGACUGUCAACAAGAACAAAUCAUGUUCGUCUAUGGUAGCUCAUGGGCUUCACCAAUGGACCAAUUUGUACCACCGAGCGUCAUUGGUAUCAUGUUUGGUACAAGGAGUGUACACAAUGGAACGAGACAGGCAACAAAACCGGUGUGGUUCUGACUCACAAGCUAGACCUUGGUGGGCGUUUUACAGGUUCACUUUAUACCAACAACUUAGGGACGCAUCAGACGGCUCCAUAUACGGGGCCGUUUUCCAGAACGACAUCAAUUACCAGAAUACUCCCAACUCGAUAGUACCUCCACCACGUUACAUUAUUGCGUUACGUGGAACGAUCCUAAGGCCACAAACUAUGGCUUGUGAUGUUCAACUUAACAUUCGUUUCGCCUUCGAGAACCUCCACCGCGGGGGUAGAUUUGUGCAGGCCAUUCAAGCAAUGCAAUAUUUUGUGGCCACAUAUGGAAACACAGCUGUCUGGAUCGCUGGACACUCUCUAGGAGCUGGCCUGGCACUACUCGCGGGGAAGAUCAUGGCCAUGUAUGGACACCCCGUGGAGGCUUACAUCUUCAACCCACCUAUCUCCUUGAUUCCUCUAGAGCAGCUAGUUGAGAGUGAGGAUCUUAAAUGUGCGGUCCGACUCAUUAGAGAUAUCGUCAAAGCCGGCAUAGCAAGAGUCCUAGACCUUAAUGAGGGUCAAGAAAGCCAUCUAUUAAUGAAUUUAGCUUCCUGGAAACCUCAUUUGUUUGUGAACCAAUCAGAUCCAAUCUGCUCUGAAUAUAUUGGCUAUUUCAAUCAUAGAGGCGAUAUGAAUGAGCUGCAACUGAGUAGGAUCGAGAGGUUGGCUAGAUACUCAAUUAGGAGAAUAUUGUUCGGAGGAAGGGAAAGUUCGUCGUUGUAUUCUUCAGAAGAACAUCUUCAUUUUCUUCCGUCGGCCAUUGUGAUGGUGAACACGGUCAUAUCACCGGAUUUUCAGACAGAUCAUGGGAUUCAUCAAUGGUGGCAUCCUAUGCUUGGACAGUUUUCAUACCAAAUUAUAGUAUGACUUGUGCUUUCAUCGCUUCAGUUAUUUUCUUUCAGUUCAAUCUUCUAUACAAAUAUUGUAGGGGGUUUUGCUUGCAUGUCACAUCAGACUUUUUCUCAGCAUUUUAUUUUCAAUUGU